This is a messenger RNA of Momordica charantia (bitter melon), 3259 nucleotides long. RefSeq lists its product as uncharacterized. Lineage: Eukaryota; Viridiplantae; Streptophyta; Magnoliopsida; Cucurbitales; Cucurbitaceae. Gene Ontology annotation, molecular function: DNA binding. The record is from RefSeq and is a predicted model, not a curated record.
AUAGCAGAGAGGAAUCGAACGAGAAGAUCUUCACUCAGACAAAGCUUCCAUUUUUAACCCAACGGUAGAAAUUGAAGAUCUAAUUAGCAGGCAGCAGCAGCAGCAGCAUUCAAUGGUCAAAGUCCGCCAAAUUGAUACAGAAGGAGCACCAGGGCGGCCCCCGAGACCCACCAACUAGAGAGCACAGCUUCGCUUCGCUUCUGGUUGCGUCUUCAAGAACGAACCCGAGCCAUGGCCUCUUUUUCAUCCACUCACUGAAUUAAUAUUUGUUUCUUUCAUUUUUCUUCCUCAAAAUGGAUUUUCGACCACGUGUCCUCCCCUCGAUUUCCCCCUUUCCCUACCCAUUUAGAUUUACCCUCUUUCUUUGACCUAAUCGAUUCCGUUUCCGUGUUGAGCUUCGACUUCAGCUCUAUCCUCGCCGGGGCACAGGGGAAGAGAUCCCGAUUCCUCACAAUCUGGGCUUGAUCUAUUGCUGAUUCUGGAGUUUACUUUCCGGAAGAUGGUGGCCAAGGGUUCGCCGGACUGGCUUCCCUCCGGCUGGACCGUGCAGUAUAAAGUCCAGAAGACGGGCCGCAAAAUUAGGUUCUAUAUGAACUUAGAGAGUGGGAAAAGCUUCCUUAAUAAGGAUGAUGUUAUUGGCUACAUUAAAAGCAUUCAGUCUCAGAAACCUCAAUCAACUCCAAGGCGCACCAAAACUCAGUCAGGAAAUAGUCCUGUGCAACUCAUCGUGAAAACAAGUGAACGCCCCGAAUGGUUGCCUGAUGGCUGGAAAGUGGAGUCAAGAACACGGAUGAGUGGUUCCAAUGUUGGAGGUGUUUACAAGUGUUACAUUGAUCCAGUUACAGGGAACAGAUUUUAUUCUAAGCCAGAGGUGUUUAGAUAUCUCAGAACUGUGAAGAACACAUCGUGCACGUUGAAGGAGAGGAGGACCAGCAAAAACGUGAACUCUAGAAGCAAAGUUGUUAUCGAGCAUUAUAAAGAUGAAGAUUUGCCGCCUGGAUGGAUAAAGGAAAUCAAGAUCAAAGAAAAAGCAGAUGGCAUUAGGAAAGACCCGUUUUACAUAGAUCCGAAAACUGGAUAUGUAUUCCGCUCCAAGAAGGAUGUUUUACGCUAUCUCGAGACUGGAAAGAUCAGCAGACAUGCAUUUAAACCAAAGGAAGGGGGCGAUAAUGAUCAAGAGUUGAUUACCAACAAAAUAUCACGACGCUCCACCGCUAAAGGACUGAAAUUGGCACCCCCUGCAGCAACGCCACAACCUUCUGCAGGAGAGGAAUUGCCAGUAGACAGCAGUUCAGAACUUCCUGGAGACCAAAUUCUACAGCCGGGGCGACGUGUGAACGUGUCUACUGAACCGAAAGAUGCAUCUGUUCCUCCAGUUGAAACUGUUCAAGAGAUUGUUUCAUCACGAAAAGUGGUCGGGGAGUCUUCAGAAAUCAAAGAGAAAAGUCAUAGAAGUUCCGCAUCUCCUGAAGUUGAACAUCCAGAAGGCAACAAUACUGAAAGAGUACCUCCUGAUGAUGGCCCAAUUUCAACUUCUGCAUCUGAGUCAGGUCAAGAGAAGGCAUUUCCAGGAUUUGAAAAGCCAGAAAGUAACAAAAUUGAUGAAGUAACGCUCUUGACCACUGCAUCAAAGUUGGAACAAGAGGAGAUUAUGAUCAGUGAUAUGAUGGAAAUGGGUGGCAAUGGAGAAAAGACAAACACGAGGAAGUUCAAGAAGAAGAAGAAAGACAAUGACUUGCCUCGGAGGUCUUCAAAACGACUUGCUGGAAUUGAACCAGAGUUGGUGCCUAAUGCCGCGACAAAUGACAUUCCUCAAGUUUCAAAUGGAAGUUCUUUCGCUGAAGUUCGUCCAGAUGUUGGCCUAACCGUGAACGCCGAUGCAGCUAAGGCAUGUCAGCAGCUCAAUGUAGGGCCAGAGAGAGACAAUGAAGAUAAUGUAUCUAAUCUCAAGGACAUAGCCUUGAAUGGAAACCCCUCUAAUAAGAGGAAAACCCCUCUUGAAUGCAGCCUAGCUGUCCCAAAAGAGAAAAUACGGAGAGUACAUACUGAAAAAAGGGGUGAUGGAGAGACUGAAGGGGAGCUGAGUGUUCCAAUUGCUGAUUUUUGGUCAGACCCAUGCUUGGAAUUCGCAAUCAAGACUCUUACAGGCGCAUUGCCAGUAGAGAAUGCCAGUGCUACCGAUGAAGGACCAGUUCCUAAUCCAACAGUUGAUUUCCUGCUAGAAAAGAGCUUGGUAAAAAAUGGGUCGGGAAGUUGCAUGAAUAAGAAAACUCAAGUAAACAAAAAGACCAAGAACAAGAAAGAGCUCACUUCGGAUCAUCGAUCUCCAAGUAUUAAUGGGCUGAAACCUGAAUUGGCAUCAGAUGUGACGACCUGUGAGCAAGCAAACCUUCAUUCAAAUGGAGCCUUUCUGACUUUUAAUUUAGCAGACAGUGGAAUACAUGGAGAACCACAACAAAAGAACGAACAGUGUACAACAUCUAGUGAAAUCUCGCCAGUUAGAGGGCUGCGUCAUCCCCCGCCCGAGGUAAAUACCGAACAAUCUAACAGGACUGAAGGGCGUAAUGAGAACAGAAUGGUGCUUCAUGAUCAGCAUCAAAAGCUUCAAACGAAGGACUACACCACAUCCGAAACUCCAUUAGCCUUUCCAUUUGGGGAUGCCUGGGCAGACCCAUGCUUGGAUUUUGCAUUCAAGACUCUCACAGGUGCAAUACCAAUCGAAGAUAGUCUAGGAAUUCAAAGCUACUUCGAGGAACGGCUCGACUCCUCUCGCAGCCAAAGGGAUGGUAGUGCAGCACUGCCAGAUUUUGGAUCCCCUAGCUUCUUCCAAAAUGAUAUAUCGUCCCACUUCGAUGGACCAGAAAAAUCUGUUUCAGGACAGCACUUGAGUUUAGAUCCUCUGCUGACCGUGGGAAAUGCGAGUCUACCUAGCUGCAGCGGUUUCGCUUCUCAACAGCAGCCUUGCUUAGAUAGAAACAGAUAUUUCAAGGGAAGGUGAAGUUCUACAGGAAAAUUUAGUUUGGGUGUAAUAACAGCACAGGUCUUGGGAAGAACAGCUUAUCUUUUUCUUCUUUUUAACAAACUGUAUCAUAAUGGAUGAUCAUCAAAUCUGGCAUUCACAUUCAGCAAUUCCCAGUUAGAACUCGAACCACUUUGUACCAUUUGCCAGAAAAUAGAAGAAAACAAAUUCCUAAUUUUUAACUUGAUACAGACAACUAGCACUUUUUGUUUUGAAUUGAUUGGAUGUAUUUUCAUUUUU